Molecule: messenger RNA, 2377 nt
Organism: Suricata suricatta (meerkat)
Lineage: Eukaryota; Metazoa; Chordata; Mammalia; Carnivora; Herpestidae
Gene: SCIMP
Product: SLP adaptor and CSK interacting membrane protein
Exons: 5
Coding region: 543-977 (144 amino acids)
Cellular component (GO): membrane; tetraspanin-enriched microdomain; immunological synapse
Source: RefSeq, a predicted model, not a curated record
GACUGUCCUGUGCUGACGGGGACCCGACCCUGCCAGGAUGGCCAGUGGGGCCUGUGUCACAGAGCAUCAGGCUCCUGGCCUCUGGAGCAGAAACUGGCCGGCAGCCCCAGACUUGGCCACCGUGUCCUCCAGUGUCUGUCCCCUGGGAACCUCACCGGGGCUGUUCCCAGGCAGGAGCCAGCGUCCUAGCUUUCUGGGGCCCCGGGCCAGGCUGCCGCAGCCGGGGAUGCUCACUCAGGCAGGCUGGUGUGCGGGGGGCCCCCGUGGCCGCCCCGUCCACACCGCCUAGCCUGCCCCUCUACAGCUGGGUCGUCCUGGGCGGGGCCUCGCAGGAGACGACUCUGACUCCUGGAGACCUCGGAGUGGGAGCUUGUCCCUGGGAGCCGGGCCUCCCCCACCCGUGGGCGCGCAGGAAGGGGAAGUGGGGGCCGGGCUCACUGCUCCCGGUGGGCGGGAGGCCUGCUGGUGGCGAGUUAGGCGUCUCCCAGCUGCGCCCAAGCCACCGCACUCAGCGUCCCUGCUGUCCCCUCAGCCGCUCACAGAUGGACAGUCUUGCCACCCAGGGUCCCGUCGCGAUGGACUGGUGGAGGGACAAUUUCUUCAUCAUCCUGGCCGCGGCCAUCGUCACUGUGUCAGUGGGCCUGGCCCUCAUCCUGUACUGUGUGUGUCGGCAGCUGCUGAGACAGGGAAAGAAGUGGCACGUGGCCAAGCCCUCGAGUGGGCACAGGGACGAGGAGAAAACGUACGAGAAUGUUCUUAAUGAAUCACCAGUUCAGUUACCCCCCCUGCCGCCCAGGGGUUUGCUCUUUCCAGAACACGCCCCCCCACAGGAUGCCCUGAUUCAGCCGCCGGCCACUUACUCGCUGGUCAAUAAGGUCAGAAAUAUGAAGACGGAUUCCAUCCCGAGCUACAUUGAGCCUCUAGAUGACUAUGAUGAUGUCGAAAUCCCUGCAAACAUGGAAAAGCGUCAUUUCUGAGACACCGUGUCUGCCUUCUGGCGGGCAGGGAGCUGAAGGGCAUUGGUGCAGCAGAUUUCACGCCGUGGAGAGUGGAAGCGCUUCGGUAACGGGACCCGAUCGCAGGCGGGGCUGUGGCACAGCACCGUGGAAUAAACACUCCCGGAGCUUCGACCCAGGGCCCCAUGGCCACAUGCCUCCCAGAGGAAAGGGGCCGCGGCUCUGCCCCAGAGACCGGAGCGGUCAGGCCUUGAGCUACUGCGGACGGGAGCCCCGGGGUUCUGCAGCUCCCAUACGUGAGAAACCCCCAUUCCUGACACUCCUUGCCCCUUCCCUUCUGUUUGGUUCUAAGCUAUCCUGGAUCUUGCUGUUUGGCUAUAGAGCCCCCAGCUCCCCCUCCCCCGCUGGCCCUCGGGCCCACCCACCUGUCACUGUCACACCCAGGGCUUGGGGACAGUGCGGCUGAGCGCUCGUGUGUGCGGUCACACGUCACACCCAGCAGGCUCUUCAAGGGUUAGUGGUGCUUUUUGUUCUUGGGAACUGUCCCCACCUACGCACACCCCACACCCCAGUGCCCCUCUGUGACAUGCACGGAUGGGCAGACGCAGAGAUCCAGGUGCUCGCCGGGUUCUUGCUUCCCGGCAGCGCUGUGACUGUCCACACAGAUGUCGCCUUCUGGACCCAAGCCCAUACAUGAUGCAUCGCAGUAUCAUUUUGCAGUGUGUAUAAACAGGGAGCUACGGGAAAGUCAGUUCCCCCGGGGUGGGGGGAGGGGAAAUUGCAGGGAACAGGAAAGCAAGGGCUGUUAAAGGGCAGAUUCGAGAUGAGAGUUCAAGGGGCUUCAGUCCUUGCGUCUGAUGCUCAUGACCACUUCCUCCCCUGUCCCAACCGCCCGGGAUCACUGUCCCCAAGCCCCUCAGCAUGGUGGGGCCGCUGACGAGACGCGGGCAAGAGGGUCACGGUCCCCAGGGCCCCAGUCAGCUUGGAGGCUCUGACCCCGGCGCUGAUCUCCUGGAGCCCCAGGACGGACGCUUCGGAAGCAGAUCAGAGAUGCUCAGCUGGAAGCAACCACCGGGAAAUCAGCACUGAGCAGGCUGUGGGGAGCGCGCCGUGGACCCCAGAAGACCUGGAGUGGCCCUGGGACUGAGCUCCUUGGCACGAGAUGGACAGACAGCUGCACCUGCUGUGUUUGAGCUCCCCCCCGGCCACCGCCGGACCAGUGGGGACUUGUGCUUUCUCCAGGCUCUGUCUCCCUACAUGCCACGGACGUCCAGCGUCCUGUGUUACUACUGCCUUAUGGUGGCCCGUGGUUGCCUCACUGUGGCCUUGUGGCGGGACUCUGGGACCCCGUGACCCCGAGAGGACUCUCCUCCAAGUGCUGGGGGAAAAAAAUAAGCCAAAGGGCAUAAGUGUUUCACACA